Messenger RNA from Pyrus x bretschneideri (Chinese white pear), 1960 nucleotides. RefSeq names its product disease resistance protein RPM1. Gene Ontology annotation, biological process: defense response to other organism. The coding region runs from base 221 to 1846 and encodes 541 amino acids. The record is from RefSeq and is a predicted model, not a curated record. Lineage: Eukaryota; Viridiplantae; Streptophyta; Magnoliopsida; Rosales; Rosaceae. The transcript has a single exon.
AAAGUUUCUUCAAACUAGUUGGUUUGAAACGCUGUCUAUGCUUUGUGGUAUCCGUCAUGCUGCAUAUGCCUUGUGGUAUCCGUAUAUGCUUUGUCCCUCACCUUGUUUGCUCUCCUCGAAGCUUCUGAGAAAUUAGUAAGAAAUUAGGAUGCUUUGCAUCUGUCACCUAUAUAUUGCUAUCUUUCUCUUCUGAAUAUGCAAACACAGUUUGUAGAACUCAAUGGCUAGUUCAAACACCACUGAAGGAGAGAUGGAGGAAAAUAGAAACUCCGAAGAGAGUGAAGAAGUUGCGAUAUCUUGUUCUUCUUCAUCUCUUACAUUGGAAACUUGCUAUGGAACCUUACCGGAUUAUCUUCAGCAGUGCUUAAUGUAUUGCUCCAUCCUCCCUGACUACCAUGGGAUUCCAAAAGGAAAACUUAUUCGGUUACUUGUGGCCCAGGGACUGGUACAAGAAAAAGCAGGGCGGAUUAUGGAGGAUGUGGCAGAAGAAAAUUUAUAUGAAUUGAUCAGUCUAGGAAUGCUUCAACUCAAGGAGCAUCACUCUGACUCAAGAGGGACAAGAUUUCAGGUCUCCUCCCCUGUACGAGAAUUCUGUGUUUGUCAAAUGGAGGAAGGUAAAUUUAAAGUCUUUCGGGUUUUCAUUUGUUCAGACAUCACACAACUCAUAUCCCACUUGAACAAUCAUCAAGUUUCUUCUUUGUUCCUUCUUGGGCAAAAUCUUUCUCAACAUGAAGGUAACUGGUUACAGUAUAAUGGUGCAAACUCUUUAAGAGUGCUGGAUCUGGAGCGUACCAAAAUCAAAAUGUUACCAGAUGAAGUGGGAGACAUGAUAAACCUCCUGUAUCUUGGCUUGAACCACACUGAUAUAGAAGAGCUUCCAGAGGGGCUAGGUAGAUUAAAAGCUCUACAAACUUUUGAUAUCAGAUGGUCUAGACAUUUAACCGCCUUGCCAAAUGAUGUACUCAGUCUUGUUAGGCUGAGGCACCUCAAAAUGUUCAAGAGCAUGUUCCAAGAUGUUCAUGGGAUGAAGCUACCUGCCGGAAUAGGAAGCUUGAAUGAUCUUCUGACCCUUACAGGUAUACAUGCUGGUGGUGGAAUUGCAGAAGAUCUAGGUAAUCUAAUACGGCUCAGAAAACUUGGAGUGAUGGAUGUUGCUGAAGAGAAUAUCAGUGAGCUACUUGCCUCUAUAACGAAGAUGUCAGACCUCCUUUCCUUGUCUCUAGAAGGAAAAGACACCUUCAGCUGGGGAAAUCUUAUGACCUUCUGCGGGGGAAAUCUUAUCCUCCCGGAUUCAUUCUCUCCCCCACCAUUUCUCCAAAAGCUUCGCCUGGAAGGCGUUGGAGGAAAGCUACCUACUUGGUUCGGUUCCUUGGAAAGGCUUACAAAUCUAAGAUUAGGAAACUCUCAUAUAUCUGAGGACUCAUUAUUGGUGCUUCAACAGCUACCCAACUUGGAAAAUCUUAGCCUUUGGAAUGCUUAUGAUGCUAAGAAAAUAGGGAAAGAAUUCUGUUGCAUUGGUGGGUUUCCAAAGCUACAGGUUCUAACCAUUGCUUCACGUGUUCUUGAGGAGUGGAUAGAAAUUGAAGAGGGAGCACUACUGAGCUUGAAAUAUCUCCAUGUGCGCAAUUGUUUGCGUCUGCGGAUUCUUCCUGAAGGUCUGCAGUUUCUCACCAACCUUGAGCUGUUGGAUUUGUUGCCUUUGUCGGAUGAUCUUGCAGAACGGCUGAAACCUGAUGGCGGAGAGGAAAACUACAAAAUUAGGCGCAUUCCAGAGGUAACAAUUAUGACUAACUCGAUGGUGAAAGAAUAUGCUCAAGCCAAGAGAGAGGGGAGCCAAUGUGAGUGAAAGAAAUAAAGUUACAAGGAUUCAAAUAAACUGUGUUUCUGCACACAUUUCGCUGUUUAUCAAGCUAUGAAAGAAGUUUAUGUUUUCUAUUAUAUGCAACGACUACUUGAUGAA